Molecule: messenger RNA, 5219 nt
Organism: Eublepharis macularius
Lineage: Eukaryota; Metazoa; Chordata; Lepidosauria; Squamata; Eublepharidae
Gene: ZSWIM5
Product: zinc finger SWIM-type containing 5
Exons: 14
Coding region: 1-3603 (1200 amino acids)
Cellular component (GO): Cul2-RING ubiquitin ligase complex
Molecular function (GO): zinc ion binding
Source: RefSeq, a predicted model, not a curated record
AUGGCGGAGGGAGGCGAGGGAGAAGAGUUGCUGCGGCCGCCGCUGCCCUCGGCGGGCUCCCCGGGUCCUAAGCGCCUAUGCUCGCGGGUGGCGGCGCAGCCCCGCUCGGGGGGCUGCCCGGGGGGCCCCGUCGGGGCGGCGGCGGCCGAAGGCGCGGGGGGCGGCGGCGGGACGCGCUGCCUUCCCGGCGGCCCGGGGCCGGGACCCGGCUGCGGGCCGGAGGGGACGCUGCUACCCUUGCUGCAGCCCGAGUCUCUGCUGGACGCCGCGGCCAAGCGGGUGGCGGGCAGCUGGGCCUUCGAGCGGGUGGAGGGCCGCUUCCAGCGCAUCCCGGAGCCCGUGCAGCGCCGCAUCGUCUACUGGAGCUUCCCCCGCAGCGAGCGCCAGAUCUGCAUGUACUCCAGCUUCCAGCCCGGGCGCGGCGGGCCAGGCGGCGGGGCAGCCGCGGGCAACGGGACUGGCCUCGCAACUGGCGGAGAGGAGAACCCAGCCGCCCCCGGCCUGGCCGCCCCCUCGGGCACGCCCGGCACGGCCCCUCUGCCGGCCCCGGGAGCCCCGGCCGGCAGCGCCGUCACCGAGGGGCUCCCCUUCCGCCGAGGCAUCCGCCUGCUGGAGACGGGCGCUGUGGACAACGUACUUCAAGUGGGAUUCCACCUGAGUGGCACAGUAACUGAGCCUGCUACUGCAACAGAACCAGAAAUGACCUACAAAGUGGCCAUCAGCUUUGACCGGUGCAAAAUAACUUCCGUGACAUGUGGUUGUGGGAACAAGGACAUUUUUUACUGUGCUCAUGUUGUGGCACUCUCACUGUACAGGAUUCGCAAGCCUGAUAAGGUCAAACUCCGUCUUCCUAUCUCAGAGACCCUUUUUCAAAUGAACAGGGACCAGCUCCAAAAGUUUGUUCAGUAUUUGAUCACAGCCCACCACACAGAAGUACUCCCAACAGCCCAGAAGCUGGCUGAUGAAAUCCUGUCCUCCACCUCUGAAAUCAAUCAAGUGCAUGGUGCACCAGACCCCACCGCAGGGGCUAGCAUUGAUGAUGAGAAUUGCUGGCAUUUGGAUGAGGAACAAGUGCGAGAGCAGGUGAAGCUGUUCCUCUCCCAAGGAGGGUACUAUGGCUCUGGGAAGCAACUCAAUUCCAUGUUUGCUAAGGUCCGUGAAAUGUUACGCAUGAGAGAUUCCAAUGGAGCCCGGAUGCUGACGUUAAUAACUGAACAGUUUAUGGCAGACCCACGGCUUGCUCUCUGGAGGCAACAGGGAACAGGCAUGACAGAUAAAUGCCGGCAGCUGUGGGAUGAGCUGGGGGCUCUGUGGGUAUGUGUUGUGUUAAAUCCUCACUGCACUCUAGAAGAGAAGGCGUGCUGGCUUCGACAGCUCCGGAAAUGGGGCGAUAUGGAUGUUUGUCCUUUAGAAGAUGGGAAUUAUGGCAAUGAACUUCCCAAUAUCACUAGUGCGCUUACUCAGAGCUCCAGUCAUCGGCAAGACUCCUUGGCAAGGCCGAGGCGCACUGUGUUCACUCGUGCCAUAGAAGGCUGUGACCUGCACUGGCAGGAUAGUCACCUCCAGCGGAUAAUCAGCAGUGACUUCUACCUCUCUCCUUCUUACCAAAGGGAGGGUGAAGGCCUUCUCUUCAACUCACAAGGACAGCCAUUAUGGCUGGAACAUGUCCCUACAGCCUGUGCCCGUGUUGAUGCUCUUCGAUCUCAUGGAUACCCCAAGGAAGCACUCCGUUUGACUGUGGCUAUAAUCAACACCUUGAGAUUGCAGCAGCAGAGGCAGCUUGAGAUAUACAAGCAUCAAAAGAAAGAACUGCUGCAGAGAGGAUCAACCACGAUCACAAAUCUGGAAAGCUGGGUGGGGCACCCUCUCAACCCCAUUGGCUGCUUAUUUCUCACUUUGACAGAAGCGUGUCGAGUAGAUGAAAACUGUCUUGAAAUCUCAGAUGCUGGCGAUUCCAAGCCUCCAGUGUAUCAGCAUGUGCCUGUGGCCAACAGUUGCCCUGAGGGUGGAGAAUCCUACCUCUCCCUGGCUUUGGAAGUGGCACUGAUGGGGAUGGGGCAGCAGCGAGUGAUGCCAGAGGGCCUUUAUGCCCAAGACAAAGUGUGGCGGAACGAGGAGCAGAUCAUUGCCCGCCUACAAGAGCUGGAGCUGGAUGCUGUGAUGGUGCAGAUGCUACGCAAGCAGUGCAUCCUGCUCCUGGAAGGUGGCCCCUUCAGCGGCCUUGGGGAGGUGAUCCACCGUGAGAGUGUGCCGAUGCACACCUUUGCCAAGUACUUGUUUUCUGCCUUGCUGCCGCAUGAUGCUGAUCUGGCGUACAAGCUGGCCCUACGCUCCAUGAGGCUGCCAGUUUUAGAGACGACUCCUUCAGGUGAUGUCACACACCCCCACCAUAUUGUUUCAGUGGUACCUAGCAGGUACCCACGCUGGUUUACUCUAGGACACUUGGAAUCGCAACAGUGUGAACUUGCUUCUACUAUGCUGACAGCAGCCAAAGGAGACAUGCUGCGUCUGCGCACUGUUCUGGAAGCAAUUCAAAAGAACAUCCAUUCUUCUUCCCUGAUCUUCAAGCUGGCCCAAGAUGCCUUCAAGAUUGCCACUCCUGCUGACAACACUUCUGACACUACCCUGCUUAAUGUAGCACUGGAGCUAGGGCUGCAGGUGAUGCGCAUGACUUUAUCUACUCUGAACUGGAGACGGAGGGAGAUGGUGCGAUGGCUGGUGACCUGUGCUACGGAAGUGGGUGUACGAGCCUUAGUCAGCAUCUUGCAGAGCUGGUAUACCCUCUUCACUCCCACUGAAGCUACCAGCAUAGUAGCAGCGACUGUGAUGUCCCACAAUACCAUAUUGCGCCUCAGCCUGGACUAUCCACAGCGAGAAGAGCUGGCCAGUUGUGCCCGCACUUUGGCCCUGCAGUGUGCCAUGAAGGACCCCCAGAACUGUGCCCUCUCAGCCUUGACUCUGUGCGAGAAGGAUCACAUUGCCUUUGAGACUGCUUACCAAAUUGUUAUAGAUGCUGCUUCCACAGGCAUGACGUACUCGCAGCUCUUCACCAUUGCACGGUACAUGGAGCAUCGUGGCUACCCACUACGGGCCUUCAAGUUGGCAUCCCUUGCCAUGACCCACCUCAAUCUUGCCUAUAAUCAGGACACGCACCCUGCCAUCAAUGAUGUGCUCUGGGCCUGUGCACUCAGCCACUCCCUAGGAAAGAAUGAGCUGGCAGCCAUCAUUCCGUUAGUGGUGAAGAGUGUGCACUGUGCUACAGUGCUGUCUGACAUUCUGCGGCGCUGUACCAUGACUGCACCAGGCCUCGCUGGCAUUCCCGGCCGCAGGAACUCUGGGAAACUGAUGUCAACCGACAAAGCACCUUUGCGCCAACUACUGGAUGCUACAAUAAGUGCUUACAUCAACACCACACACUCCCGGCUCACCCACAUCAGUCCCCGGCAUUAUGGGGAGUUCAUAGAGUUUCUCAGCAAAGCCCGGGAGACUUUCUUGCUGGCCCAGGAUGGCCACAUUCAGUUUGCGCAAUUUAUAGACAACCUCAAGCAGAUCUACAAGGGCAAGAAGAAGCUCAUGUUGCUGGUGAGGGAGCGAUUUGGAUGAGCUUCUUCAUGAGGAAAAGAAGAAACCCUGAUCACUGUUGGUGGAAAAGUGCUUACUGGGCAAGACUGACUGUAUUUUCCAUCUGGCAAGAAUUCCAGAUUCUUCGAGGAACGUAAACCAAAAGUCAGCAUGGCAGGAAUGGUUUGCUUCCCACCCACCACUCGCUCACAAACACCUGGGCAAUACCAAAAGCUAACGAGGAAAUAGAAUACCUCUUUUCCAAAGGGCAUGGCAGAUUGAGGCUGAAAAGCAAACAAAAACAAAAAACCACAGAGGAGAUGCCGAAGCAUUUUGCUCAGCCUCUUGAGUUGCCACUGGUGCUCUGAGCUGGUGGCCUUGCAAGACGUACAUCCUUCCAAGACUGGCAAAUUUCACCUCUUUUUUGUGUGUGUGAGAAGAUUCUUAAUUAAAACCUAAAGUUAACUAUUCUCAGGGAUUGCUUUACUAAAAGUAACAGAAGCAUUUAUGAUACUGUAAAUAUAAUAGUAUAUGUGUCGAUUAUUAAAUUGUAAAGUUCUAAUUAUUUAUAAUUAUUCUCUCUUCGUUUGGGGAAUACUUGAAACUUGUCAUGGGCUGGGAUUAUUAUUAUUUUUGGUUGAAACAUUUCUGAAUAUGAGAAACAUGAACAUUUCUCAGGUUUUUCCCUGUUGGUGAAGAGUGUGAGUGGUAUGUGGCAAGUGGAGACAAAUGCCCAGCCUAUGCACCAAGACAUGGCAGCCUUGGAAGAGAGGAGACCAAGACGGCGGCAGCAGAACCAGAUGCACCUCAGCAUUUCAAGGCUAUCAGGGUGUGGACUUGGCCUACUGCCUGUCAGCUGUGGCAUUCUUCCUGCCUCUGCUGGUUUAUACUGUGGUUCCAAAUAUGGAAUACAAAGACCCUGGGAAGUCAGAAACCUGGCUGCGAAGUAGUUGAGCCCAUAGUGUAAAUAACCUAUUUUUGGCCUUUCUCCAUGUGUGUAUGGAUCGAUGUGUGCAAGAGUCGCAUACUUCUGUGAACAGGCACAUGGGAAGGUUUCUGUCUUUCCUUCUGGGCAAAUGGGGAGCAGGAAUCAGUUUCCUCUCAUUGUUUAGGUGUCUUUGUUUUCAAAUCCAUUUCUAAAUGGCUGCCCUUGAUGGCACUUGGUGAGGCUGGUGCCUUUGUGAAGACAGCGUGUCAUACUGUUGUUUUCCGCAUCUCUGACCACCAUUCAGUUGUUCAUCUUAAUUUGAAGCUGUCUGACAAUGAAGGGAAGGGGGUGGGUUGGGAGCAAAAAACAGCUCUUCCUUAUUCCAAGUGUCUUUGUGUUCCCCUAUUCCAGUGCGUUCUAGUUUUUAAGAGUCAGGGGCAGGGGUUGGGAUGGGGGUAGUUUAGAAAAUGUGGAUUAUUUACCUACUGUUUUGAGUCCCAUUUUGUUUUCAAUAAAUCCUUUUAAAAAGGAAGGAAAAAAGUGGACCCAGGGGCAGGCAAACUCUCAGUAUUUGUUGCCACAAAAGUAUCAUUCUCCAUAUCUGGCUCCUUUUAUUUUGUGUGUACAACUUCUUGACCCGAUGCUAAUAAAAAGGAAGCAGAAGUUUAUACCACCUCUGUAUCACUCCAGCCAUUUUUAUAUCAUUCAUGUUGCAUUGCCAAAGAAAAUA